Messenger RNA from Grus americana (Whooping crane), 453 nucleotides. RefSeq names its product class II histocompatibility antigen, M alpha chain-like. Gene Ontology annotation, molecular function: MHC class II protein complex binding. The record is from RefSeq and is a predicted model, not a curated record. Lineage: Eukaryota; Metazoa; Chordata; Aves; Gruiformes; Gruidae. Gene Ontology annotation, cellular component: MHC class II protein complex. Gene Ontology annotation, biological process: positive regulation of T cell activation; immunoglobulin production involved in immunoglobulin-mediated immune response; antigen processing and presentation of exogenous peptide antigen via MHC class II.
AUGGAUUCUAUCCCACCCCGUCCCCUCUCGACCGCUGCAGGCGUCCCGGUGGCCGACGUCUUCCCAGUGCGACCGCUGGUGUUGGGUGAACCCAACACGCUGGUGUGUAUGGCGGGAAACAUCUUCCCGCCGGCGGUGGAGAUCAGUUGGCAGGUGGGCGGGGUCCCUGUCACCCAAGGGGUCACCCACACCCACUACACCCCCGCGGCCGACCUGGCCUUCAUCCGCUUCUCCUACCCCGGUGAUGUCUACACCUGCAUGGUCACCCGUGAAGGGGACAACGCCUCCGUCAUUGACUACUGAGUGCCCCAAACCCCCGACCCCUCCGAGGUGCUGGAGACGGUGCUGUGUGGCGCCGUCAUGGCUCUGGGCAUCCUCCUGGGGCUGCUCAGCAUCUCCAUGAUCCUGGCGGCGCGCCGGAGCGCCCACGGUUGAGCACAGGACGGUGCAGAG